AUGCCAUUUUCUACAAACAAUUCCGUUGAUCACUAUCCAAGUAUUCAGGGUUUGGAUAUAUUAAAUAACGGUUCAUCAUCUAAUAACAAAAACAGUUUUCAAGCUUUAAAACGGCGAUCGUCGUUGACAAAUACUAUUUCAUCAUCAAAACGACGGCAUUGUAGUGAAUCAAACCCCGUUUAUCGUGCAGAUGAAGACGACCAAAAUGACGAAGACGACGAUGAUGGUGAUGAUUCGAAUAAAGGAAGUGUGAAUGAUGAUGGCAGUGUCACUACAACUGCGAAUAAUAAUGUAGAUGUGACAAAUGGAAAAUCAAUAAAACGAGAUGAUAAUCGAAGACGAGCCGCUCAUACAGCAGCAGAACAAAAACGACGAAAUGCUAUACGAAAAGGUUACGAUGCCUUACAAAUUCUCGUUCCAAACAGUCAUCUAUUAGAUCCUAUUAGCUCACAAAAAGUUAGCAAAGCUGCAAUAUUAAAACGCUCAACGGAUUAUUUACAACAAUUACACGAAGAAAAACAAAAAUUAAGUGAACAAUUAGAUGCGCUUCGAAAUGAAGCAUUUUGUUUGAGAACAAUGCAAAAAACAUAUGAAGAUAUAGUAAAAAUGAAUAUGAAAUCGUCUAAAAAUGCUAAAGAUGAUGAAUACAAAUUCUCAUUAUUUCAAAAUAUAUCUGACUCAAUAUUUGUCAGUUUUGAUCAAGCUGUAGAAACUAUUAAUGUGCCAUCAUGUGAAAAUAUGAUGAUUGCCAUUCUGAGAUGGGUCGAACAAUCGUGUCGACCAACGGAGAUUCAUGAACUAAUUCGACGUCAAGUACAAAAUUUUCGUCUUUAA
Molecule: messenger RNA, 834 nt
Organism: Didymodactylos carnosus
Lineage: Eukaryota; Metazoa; Rotifera; Eurotatoria; Philodinida; Philodinidae
Source: the annotation of a GenBank genome assembly